Messenger RNA from Dendroctonus ponderosae (mountain pine beetle), 5125 nucleotides. Its product is annotated as mucolipin-3. Gene Ontology annotation, cellular component: plasma membrane; lysosomal membrane. The record is from RefSeq and is a predicted model, not a curated record. Gene Ontology annotation, molecular function: NAADP-sensitive calcium-release channel activity. Lineage: Eukaryota; Metazoa; Arthropoda; Insecta; Coleoptera; Curculionidae. The coding region runs from base 119 to 1909 and encodes 596 amino acids. The transcript is spliced from 9 exons.
AGUCAAUCGUGAUCAGCUGAUUUAUAUAAAUAAAGCGUCUAAUUUUUAAUGUUUUUGAACCACUUUCAUUGUUUUACAUUAUUUACCACGAGUUUUCUUCAAGUGUUAUUUUGGUGUAAUGGAAGAAAUAGGCACUCCAACUGGAGACAGUCAUUGCGAAAGUGAAGAAGAGACCCCAAGAUAUGGAGAAAAUGUGACCAAAACGCUCAUCGAGGAAGCAAGACUGCGAAGAAAACUUCAGUUUUUCUUUAUGAAUCCCAUUCAGAAAUGGCAUGCAAAGCGACGGUUUCCAUUUAAAUUUGUUGUGCAAUUGGUUAAAAUAAUUUUAGUUACAUUGCAGCUUUGCUUAUAUGCUUCUAGUAGUUACAAUCACGUAAAUUAUACUUGGGACAAUAAAAUUACGUUUUCACACUUGUUCUUAAAAAACUGGGACGCAACUCGAGAAGUGAAUUCAUAUCCACCUGCAGCUGGGCCCCUAGCCAUUUAUAAAGAGCAAGACUUUUUUCAAACUUUGGACUAUGCCUAUGAUGGAUAUGUUCGGGUGGGAGAAGCUAUAGGUUCUUAUUCCUAUGCUAAUGAAGAUAAUACUGCCACGGACAUGGUUUUGUGCCUAUAUCAAUACAAACAGGGUACUAUUUUUGGCUUUAAUGAGUCAUACGUUUUCAACAGCGAAAUUGUUGAAAGGUGCUUAAAUAUUUCCCGGUAUGAGAACGGGGUGAUGCUUAAUUCACGACAUUUUUUGCUGGAGAACAACAUAAAUGUUAGUUUUUCAGCAUUGGUGCGUGGAAAUUUGAUGUUUUCGUUGAAGACUGUUAAUUUCAAAGCUGCAAGCAGGAUUACAGCCCCAAAUUGUUAUAGAUUUGAUAUUGCCAUAACAUUUAACAAUGAAGAUCAUGAUGGUCAAUUACUGCUCGAUUUAAAUGCGGAAGCUUUUAGGUUGAAAUGUAAAGGUGAUAUUACAUAUAUCACGGAUGACGAAAUUUCUAGUCUUCUUUGCAGUUUGUUAAAUUAUACAGUUACAAUCACUUGCAUUAUUUCGUUAGUGCUGUGCUGCAGAACAGUGUGUCGAGCACAGCAUUUGAAAUGGAUCACAAUGAAAUUCUUUGACGAGAAAUUUGGUCGACCACUAAGUAGUGAAGACAAAAACAAAUUUUUGAAUUACUGGUACAUUACGAUAAUUAUCAAUGAUAUUCUAAUUAUUAUUGGUUCAUCUAUAAAAGAACAAAUUGAAAGACGAGAAUUCACAAGUGAUCAAUGGAGUAUUUGUAGCAUGUUUUUGGGAGUGGGAAACAUGCUUGUUUGGUUUGGAAUAUUGCGAUAUCUGGGAUUCUUUAAAACAUAUAAUAUUGUUAUAUUAACUUUACAAAGAGCUGCACCAAAGAUUGCCAGAUUUAUGUUAUGCGCCCUGAUUAUGUAUGGAGGUUUUACUUUCUGUGGUUGGCUGAUUUUAGGUCCAUACCAUAUAAAGUUUCGAACUCUUUCGACUACGUCCGAGUGUUUAUUUUCCUUGAUUAAUGGAGACGAUAUGUUUGCUACUUUUUCAAUUAUGUCGAACAAAUCACAGUUGCUGUGGUGGUUUUCCAGGAUAUACUUGUACUCCUUCAUUUGCUUGUAUAUCUAUGUGAUUCUCAAUUUGUGCAUUUCGCUCAUUACUGACACCUAUGAAACAAUUAAGCUGUACUAUCGUGACGGAUUUCCGGAAAGUGAAUUGGAUAAGUUCACAGGAUUUAUAAACUGCGAAGAGAUGUCCAGUGGCAUGUUUAGGAGAACCGAAUCGAAUGAUAGUCUCAGUCUUAUUUGCCUUGUGAAAAAUUGGUGUUGUUUUCCCAAACUUCAGAAAACCUAUAGAACAUUAAGCCGAAACAGUUUUUCCCCAAACAGUGCACCUCAUUCUAAUGAAGCGACAUAAGGUUUGGGUUUUUAACGAAUAUUUUGUGGUCAUUUAUAGCAAAGUUAUUUUUAUUGUAGUGUUAAUUUCUUUGUGUCUGAUACUGUUAGAUAAUGUUUCAGACCGGUAAUAAUUUCGUAAUACUCAAAGUAGGUGUUUGUAGAUGUUUUUGCUAUUGGAUUGACUCCGAAUGCUCAUUUAAACUGUCCUGAUUUAAAAUACUCAGUAUGUUUUAUUACUGCUACUACAACUACAUUGAACUAUGUAACCUGUUAUUUGAUCUUAUGAUUAUCAUUGAUUGAUUUUUAAUUAUAUUGCUGUUGAACAAAACUUAAUGUUUUUCGACGGUGUUUUAAAGGACAAGUUAUACGGUACUUUUUUUGGUAUCAAAAUGAGGGUUCAUUUAUUGCGAGCAUUGCGGUAGUCAAUUCUGAUACGUUGUGGAAGCACAUUUUUUAGUUACCAUUUUCUAAGUCAUACUUUCAAAUAAUCUAAAACUGCGUGAGCUGACUGAAGUUCUUAAAGCAAUUGUAUGUAUAUUUCGCUCAAAUCUUAUUUUUAUUGAGUAACAGUAGAGAACAAUGUAUGACAAUAAAAAUUGUUUCUGAUUUUGUUGGUUAUCGAAUAAGCAUUUAAUUGCUAAGGGGACAUUUUGCAUAUUUGCAUCUAAACUUUUUUCAUUUCAUCAAAUUUCAGCAUACCAGUAAUAUUGAGGCAUAUUUUUAAGCAAAAAUAAAUGCAUUUUAAGUAUAUGUAAGUAAUUUACAUUAUAUUACUGCGUUAGCAGUAUUGCGGCAUAUUUGCAAUGUUUAAUAGUGUUAGUCAAUUGAUUGGAGUUGAAUUACUUUUUGCGCACACACUCGAUUAUUAUUAAGGCAAUAUAUUUUUUUAAGUUUAGAGCCACCAGUGUUCAUUGUGAUAAUAUCUGAGAUUAUUGACGUGCUCGUUUCCGCAGGAAAAUAUAAUUUUUAAUGUGAAACGUUUUUAUUAACUUGCAAAGGACAAUAUAUCCAGUCCCGUUAAAUGGUUUAUUAGGCAGACUCUGUCAGAUCGCAAAUGAUGGUUUAAAUUAUAUACAAAAAUAUUAUAAUUUUGCGUUUUGGUCAAGAUCUGACAUAAUAAUUGUUACAUGCAAUAAGUAGUGAAUUAGGGUUAGUAUGAAGUGAAAGUAUCUGAUUUGUGCUAUUAAAAAUAUAUCAGAUCAAAUGCCGGACGUUUUUGCUAAACCGAACCGAAUGAAGACAUUGGAAUCGACAUGUAAGUAAUAUCUAUAAUACAUGGGACUUUAUCAAAGGACAAGGGCAAACAUUAGUCUGUCUAAACACGUUUUUUCAAUGUUCUUCUUGGAGCGCCGGACAUGCGUUCAUACGUUGGCUAUCAUCAUGUUGAUUAUAUUCGGUGGAAUCUAUCCCUGUCUGCUGCCUUUCUGAAGAGGUGUUCCACAGUGUUCAGUGUCUAAUGUUGCAGCCACGACAGUUUCUUUCAACCAAUCCAUCUCUUUCCCUCUUCCUUGCCUUGUAUUAUGAGUCGUAGCAAGUGAUCUUUUGGACCUCUCAUAAUAUGACCAAAGUACUCGGUCUUUCUCCACUUGAUGGUCUUCAGAAGCGUCAAUCAUGCUGAGCACAUCCUCAUUGGAGGUGUGUGCAAUCCAAAAUAUCUUCAGGAUUCGACGGUAACACCACAAUUCAAGGACCACAAAUAUUUUUUCAUAGACGCAUGGAGAGUUUUCCAUUGCACAGAACUGGUUUCCAUGAUAUACCUGUUUUGCAAACUAUUCCAAGUGAUCAACAUAAUUCACCAGCUUCCCAUCCAGAAGCAGGUGUCCCGGGUCAACGUCCGCCUUUGCCACCGCCAUCCGUUUUGUUUUGCUACUCAAAUUAAGCAGCACAAAUUCUAAAAUAGAGAAAAUAAAUAAUAAUUCGAGUGGCUGCAACUGCCAUUUUCUUCAUAAAAUUUCAGAUAUGUGAAAAACCGUUACACUUAGGUAUAUGAUGUUAUACAUGAAAUAUACUUAGAAUUUGGAGUAGAAUUUAAAAGUGUUAUAAUAUAUAGGGUGUUCCAUUUAAAAUAAGUAAGUUGAUACCUACAUCCGGCAUAACCGGAAGUGCGGCAAAAAUAUUGAAAAUAUUUUAUAUCGCUUGCCCCCAAUGAUUUCAGCACACUGAUUCUCAAAUUUCUCGUAAUUAUAGUUUGCCACAUAUCGAUCGCGGCGGUUCCCGGUGGGACACCCUGUAUAACCCUUUGAGAUAUUUUGGUAUUUCGCAUUGAAACAUUUCAUUCAUCAAAAAUGUUACUCUUAUGUGGCUGUUUUCCUCGGAGAUUAUCUGAAAUAGAGUGUCACCGGAUUUCAAAAUUGUACAUUUCUCUCCUGGCAAGCGCGUUUCGCAUAUGCCAAAUAUGCCCCAUUUGAUAUUGUUAAGCUCCUGUUCUAGUUCGUCAAGGAGUUCUUGGGUCCUCAUAGUUCGUAUAUCAUAUGUGGCUAUAUAAAGGUAGAAAAGUAAGAUGUCUUCAUUUUCGUCGAAUAUUUGCCUCCUCCAGAAUCCGUGAGGCUGACUGAUUGUUCAGUGCGAAAUUGUGUUUGCUCUACUCACCUGGGGUAAUUUCGUAUUGAUACUGGACAUCUCCAUAUUAGAAAGUUUGGGCAUUUGGACACGCCACGCUUUCCUAGCGGGUUGGUUACGGGGGUUUGGAUAUUUUGCGAGGAAAAAUGAUGGCUUGGGUAAGGAUUCUGGAUAUGACAAUGAUUCCCCUAUGUGGUAUUAGGAGAACUAAUGCUCGCAUACGCAGGGUCGCGUCCUUGAAGUAGAUCUGUCACCUAUCGGGGUCAUAGAUGAGUAUCUACGAGCUACUUCUGGUACAUACAAAGGAAUACAUUGUAAAAUUGUGUUAUGUUAACUCAAUUUACCUAUUUAAUUCAAAUUUUCUACCACCCAAACUAACCCAAUUCACUUGUUAAUUAUGUAUUGGUUAAAGUACACUUUUGAGACUUACGGGAAAACAUUUAACGGGAGUGGAUAUAACAUAAAGUUCUGGGAAUUGUUUUAAUUAGAAAAAUGGUUACUGAAUUGUAGUCUUUAAGUUUAUAAAGUGUGUAUAGUUGUAAAUAAUAUCUAAAAUUUUGGCAGAGGACUUGUGGUAGAUUUAUUUGUAAUAAGAUCCAUCCAGAUAUAUAAUCAUAUGUACCAAUACCAGAUACAUAUAUGUAAAUGAAUAAUUCAAUAUAUUUAUAACGACGUG